Acanthoscelides obtectus is the source of this 252-nucleotide messenger RNA. The record is from the annotation of a GenBank genome assembly. NCBI's taxonomy places the organism in Eukaryota, Metazoa, Arthropoda, Insecta, Coleoptera, Chrysomelidae.
AUGAUCAAAAAAAAUCCAUUUACCGGUAUUCACAAAUUGGACAAGAUUGUGGUAGUGAAUGGCUCGCUUUAUGCGUACGUGCAAGGUGCUGUUCUUAGUUCAGUGGCGCUGCCUAGCGCCUUCACUGCUAAUCAUCCUGCGUUCUCGACGGAUCACGAAGGACCGGUCCAUUCGAAGAGAGAUCAGGGGGAGUCCGCACAUCGCUAUCCUGUAGACGGCCGGCUCGCGAUGCGGUGUUGUCGCUUCUUCUGA